CUUUCUUCUGAUGAGGUUGUUCGGAAAGUGCUUUUUGACAAAUAUCUAUUUUGAAAUAGUCAACAUCAGUUAAAACAAAUAACAGAAAAUACAAGUAUACGUGUCAAAAUUUCUUUUAUUUUCCAUUCAGUUUUCAAUCAUAUGUUGAACGUGGUCGCCUUUUAAUUAAAAUCUUUUCGGAGUAAAAUUUGGAAGGAAAGGAAAAACCACAUUUCGAAAAGUUUGUUCGGAAAAUAAAUUCCCGAGUCAGCGGGACUCGGUCGAUGUUUGUUUUGUUCUUUUUUUUAAAUAAAAGACGGAUUUUUAAAAAGUUUUAAAAAUUCAGGAAGAGAAGAAAAUGUUGGCGGCAUCAUUUUGCCGGGAGUUGCAUUUUACUGUGUUGCCCUCAACAAUAAAUUCGAGGGUACCACGCUGUUUGUUUGGCAGUCCAAGCGCCAAGGAAACGAUGGAUCUUCUCCAGGACGCUUUGGAUGUGGAGAGAACGAGAUUUACCAGUAAAUGGGGAGUCGAUCCUAGAUCUGAAAAUGAUAAGGAGAAUAUUCUUCCAAGGUUCGAAAAGGUCGAGAGAUCGCCUAGGAAAAGGUGCAGUCCAUACUCGAGGCAAACUAAUAUUCACGAUUACUGGAAAUCUCGAAAGCUCUGCGAAGUAGGCAAAAAAUCUUCAAACAAUUUGGAAAACUCUAAUUGCAAUAAACAACAAAAUUCGGAAAAUAAGACGUCAUCAUUGAACUGAAAUAUAAGAAGGUUAUUCAACCAGAGAUUUGUGUCAACAGAUUUUUCUCGAAAAAUUCGUGAAUCAUGUUUACACUAUAAAAAACGUCUUGUAUAUUUAUUUUCUCAUUUUAAAAUAUUGUUAUAACGUUUUUAUUAGUUUGAUUAUUUACAACUUUAAAGCUUCGGGUAGUGGUACUAAUGUUGAAUUACUGUACUAUUUUGUAAAUAAUUUCGCCGUGAUUAAUGGAGGUUUGGGUGUAUCAUCGUGGCACUGAAGUCGUCAAACGUUUCUCACCAUUUUCAUAAAAUGAAAAAGAAAUUGACAAGUUUAAUAUUUUAUGUUAAGACUGCUUUUUAAUGUCACUUUUAUAUUUUAGAUUUAUACAUGUACAAAUUAUGAUAACAGAAAUAUAUUACUUUUUCUGUUUUCAGGGAAUAAUUAAAUUAAAUUGUUUUAAUUAUUUUAGUUAUAUUGAUUCAUUGAUUUUUUUUUCUCACUAGAAGGCUAGUAAAUGAGAAACGUUUAAGAAAUAAAAAGAAGAUUGUAUUUUGAACAUAUAUUUUAAAAAAAAAAAUUUUUUAGACGAAUUAUGCCACGAUGUUUACCAAAAGCCUGAAACUGUUGAUUCUUAGAGGAACAACGAUGCAGCGCCUCCAAAGAGUAACAUAAUUAUAUAUGAAAUUAAGUCUUCGAAUUCAAAGGAGUGAAUCGAAGCAAGUCCUAUGUAUAUCUAAAUCUAGAUUUAAGGAAAUUUCUAGUCAUCUAGAUAUUUAAGGAUAAUAAAUGAUUUCUAUUUCAUCAAAAA
This is a messenger RNA of Leptopilina heterotoma, 1520 nucleotides long. RefSeq lists its product as uncharacterized. The record is from RefSeq and is a predicted model, not a curated record. The transcript has 2 exons. Bases 338 to 733 code for a protein of 131 amino acids. Lineage: Eukaryota; Metazoa; Arthropoda; Insecta; Hymenoptera; Figitidae.